Clupea harengus (Atlantic herring) is the source of this 2327-nucleotide messenger RNA. RefSeq names its product microtubule-associated protein 6b (gene map6b). Lineage: Eukaryota; Metazoa; Chordata; Actinopteri; Clupeiformes; Clupeidae. Gene Ontology annotation, cellular component: cis-Golgi network; microtubule; Golgi-associated vesicle. Gene Ontology annotation, molecular function: microtubule binding; calmodulin binding. The record is from RefSeq and is a predicted model, not a curated record. Gene Ontology annotation, biological process: regulation of microtubule cytoskeleton organization; cytoskeleton-dependent intracellular transport; microtubule cytoskeleton organization.
CUCAUUGGUCUGCCUCUGGCCAACCCUUCAUGAGUCACUCAGAUUAUCUGAGUAUGGCGCCUUGGAGGACAUUCACAUGUCCCUGUUCUCUGAGAAGCAGAGAUGGUGUCAGACACAGAAGCAGACAUUUUGUGUUUAUCAGUUUUGAGGGGCAGCACACACUGAGGGCUGAGGCAGCCUGUUAAUCGCACCUUCACAGAGCCACCUCUUUCACCACUUUUACGUUAUUGAUUAUUUGUAACUACAUGAGAACAGCCUUGAGCAGAUUCCUCAAAUUCAGAUGAUCUUACCUGCUCUCAUGCAGCAACUAGGCUAUUGCAGCAAAGGCCACUAGGUGGCGCACCAGACUACUGAUCAAUGUGUGGCGUUGAGCAGACAUAUUCUAUAUUCGUAUACGAAAUAUAUAUAUAUAUAUACUGUACAUAUAUAUAUACAUAUCUCACAGACAACAUCGAAUUAACUGUCGUGUCUUUUGAAGAGGUAAAAUGUCAAAAAGGGAGCAGCUUUGAGAUUCGUUUGACGCACCGUCUAGAUAAGUAUCAAAGACCAUGAAGGGUUAAACGAGGGGCGUCGCCUCCGCUGCUGUGGCGGGUGCAGGUGAUGCCCGAUGUGCCAAGCCUCAGCAUCUUCCGAGUCUGACCAAACGGGGUGCGGUCACACCACACGAGUCUCCAAAUCGGAGAAACUGCAGAUCGAUGAGUCAAUUCAGAGCUAAACUACAACCAGGAGCCUUGUAAUUUAUUCAAGCAGAACGCAGACAACGCGGACAUUGUUCUCUCUUGUGUAGACAUGAGAUCGAGUUUUUGAGGAAAAGAAGACAAUAACCAAACGAACUAGAAGACUGUUGGACACGUAUUCCAUUCAUACGGUGAGAUCUAACAGAAGGAUUUCGCUAUUCAAUAGCCUACAACUCCAGUAGUAAAGCUAAGUGAUCCCCCCGUUGCUAAUAAGCAAUCAUGGCAUGGCCCUGCAUCACAAGGGCUUGCUGCAUUAACCGCUAUUGGAGUGAGUUAGACAAAGCGGACAUCGCGGUGCCGUUGGUCUUUACGAAAUACUCGGACGUGGCCGAGGGGCAGCAUGUGCACCCGCAGCGUAGAGACCGGCCAGUCGCUAGAGAGGCGCAGCCUCCCGCGAGCGAGCAGGAAUCUGCAACGAAGACGGCUCAGCACGCGAGUGCCGCAUUGGGUGAUGAGGGCUCGAGCUCGUCUGUGAUGCGUCAGGACUUUAAGGCUUGGAAGGUGCGCCCGGAGCGCAGCUGCAAACCGCGAGACCAGUACCACCCCUCCGGGGCCCCCUUCAACAAUGAGAGUCAGUAUCAAAAGGAUUACAAGCCAUGGCCCAUCCCCAAAAAGGGUGACCACCCCUGGAUCCCAAAAGCUAGCCCCACCAAGUCUGCCUCAGAGAGCGCAGUGCCCUCUGCUAAGGAGCAGGCUGUCACAGAGGUGGACACAGGCGUGGAGAAAUGCGAGAUUGAGGAGAAGCAGCAGGAGAAAGAGACGAAGGAGAGGGAAGAGAAAGUGCUGAAGAAGGAGAAGGAUGCAGAGAAGAGCCAGAGCUGCAAGCUGGGUCAGGAGGAGGCACCGGAGGAGGCGUCGGAGGGGAAAGUACGGGAGGGGAAAGGCAGGGCUGCUGCAGAUGCAGUCAACAGACAGAUCAAGUCUGGAAGCUCAUACAGGACGGAGUUUAAGGCCUACACUGACGUGAAGCCGGUGAGACCCAUGAGAGCCAAGUCCCAGUACGCGGCGCCCAGCAGUGAGAAGGCCACCAGUGAGAAGGCCACCAGCCUGGAGACCAGCUACAGCUCCAACUUCAAGGGGGUGCAGGGAGCGCCGCAGGACAACAAGCAGUUGGACCGCCGCCGGAUACGCAGCCUCUACAACGAGCCCAGGAAGGACACUGGCAAGGUGGAGAAGACCAAGCCCAAGAAGAGCACCACACCCACAAGCCACAGCAAACAGAUGAAGAAGGCCAAGGAGAAGCAGACGGAGAAGAGCCAGCCACCCAAGAAGAAGAGCUCUGUGAUCAGCCUCCAGUCAGACCCUGAUGCCAUCGCCAUCGCAGACGCAGACGCAGACGCAGACGCAGACGCAGACGCCGCCGUCAGCAAACAGAGCAAAGAGAUGAUCAACAGACUGGCCGAGGGGAAGGAGUAACACCUGGUGCACUUUACACACGCUGAUGUGGGGAGUCAGGUUAUGCCCCGGUGGGAAACAGAGGAUUCUCCUACCCUCUUUUGCCCCUUGUCUGCCAGUAAACCCUCUCCUCUCCUCUCUUCUUCUCUCCUCCCGUCUCUCCUCUCCUCUCUUCUCUCCUCUCCUCUCCUCUCC